AUGCCUCUCGAUAUCAACAUGUUUCGGCGGGAACCCGACCUGAUUCGGGAAUCGCAGAGGAGGCGAUUUCAGCCUGUGGAAAUUGUGGACGAGGUGAUCGACCUGGACACAAAAUGGAGGGAGAGCCGCUCUCGCAUCGACUUCCUCAACAAGGACAGGAACCGCUACCAGAAGGAGGUGACCAAGGCCAAGAAGGCCGGGGGGGAAGACCCCGAAAACGCGGCGAAGAUCAAGGAGGUUGCGAAGGAGGUCAAGAUCGUGGAAGCAAAGAUGGUUGAGCUUAGCCAGCAGGUGUCGAAGCUCUUGCCGAAGAUCGGGAACAUCGUAGCCGACGACGUGCCGGUGUCUAACGACGAGGAGAAGGAUAACAAGGUGGUCAGCACGUUCGGGCCUACGCCUACGGGGGAGAAGUACAUGCACCACCACGAGGUGUUGCAUCGGAUCGGAGGUUAUGAGCCAGAGAGGGGGGUGGGGGUGGCAGGACACCGUGCCUACUUCUUGCGCGAUGCCGGGUUGCUCCUGAACCAGGCUCUCAUCAACUACGGCAUCGCGUUUCUUCGGAAGCGGAACUACUCGGUGCUCCAGCCGCCGUACUUCAUGUCGAAAGACGUCAUGGCAGGGGUGGCCCAGCUGGAGCAAUUCGAUGAGGAGCUCUACAAGGUUAGCGGCUCUGGCACCGAGGAAAAGUACCUCAUCGCUACCUCGGAGCAGCCAAUUUGCGCCUUCCACAAGGGGGAGUGGCUCGGCGAGUCCGAACUUCCUCUAAGAUAUGGAGGCGUGUCUACCUGCUUCCGCAAGGAGGCCGGAGCGCACGGGAAGGACACAUGGGGUAUCUUCCGCGUGCACCAGUUCGAGAAGGUUGAGCAGUUCUGCAUCUGCGAGGGGGACCUGGAGAAGAGCGCGGCCAUGCAAGUCGAGAUGAGCAAGGCUUCGGAGGAGUUCUACCAGAGCCUUGGGAUAUCCUACCGGGUGGUGAACAUCGUGUCCGGCGAGCUGAACAACGCGGCCAUCAAGAAGUACGACCUGGAAGCCUGGUUUCCGGCGUACGAGGAGUUCAGAGAGCUCGUCUCGUGUUCCAACUGCACAGAUUACCAGAGCCGUGGCAUGGAGGUGCGCUCCGGCCACAAGAAGAUGGGACAGGUGGAGAAGAAGUUCGUGCACAUGCUCAACUCUACGCUCUGCGCCACGACCCGGACCAUGUCGUGCAUCCUCGAGAACUACCAGACCCCCACUGGGGUUACGGUCCCGGAGGUACUCGUGCCCUUCAUGGGAGGCAUCACGUUCCUGGACUACGUCAAGGAGCUGCCCAAGGGAAAACGCGAGGCUAAGGGCGCCACAAAGGGGGGGUACGCCACCUCAGCAAAGAAACCCCCCGCCCCCCCCGCACCCGCACCCGCACCCGCACCCGCACCCGCCGCUGCUAACGGGGGCGCCGCGGAAUCUAGUGCUCGUGGGCUGCCGGGUUUGGAGGAGGCCAAGGGGGGCUCUGAGGCUGACGCGAUCGCUGACAAGAUCACCGCUAAGGGACUGGAGAUCCGCGAUCUGAAGAAGUCCAAGCCAGACAAGGCCACCCUGAAGCCCCACAUCGACACCCUCCUAGCCCUUAAGACGGAGUACAAGGAGAAGACCGGAAAGGAUUACGCGCCUCCCCCGGCUGCUGCUGGAGCAGCAGCUCCUCCUGCCGCUGCCAGCAAGGCGGCAGAAGCAGGGGCUGCUGAAAAGGAAUCCCCGGCUGCCGCAGCCAUCACCGCGAAGAUCGUGGCUAAGGGGGACGAGAUCCGUGAGCUGAAGAAAUCCAAGCCCGACAAGGCCACGAUCCAGCCGCACAUCGACGCUCUGAUUGCCCUCAAGACGCAGUACAAGGACGAGACCGGCAAGGCGUACGUUGCACCUGGGGCGACGGCGAAUGCCUCUUCCGGCGGCGGGGGGGGCUCGAAGAAGCAGCCGAAAAAGGCACGACAUAUUCGUUUGUUUUUUGUUGUUGGAGUAUCGAAGGAUGAGGAUGGCAGCAGCGCCGGCGCCGGCGGCAGAGCACAACGCUGGCAAGAAGAACAAGGGGGCUGGACCUAA
Ectocarpus siliculosus is the source of this 2070-nucleotide messenger RNA. The record is from the annotation of a GenBank genome assembly. NCBI's taxonomy places the organism in Eukaryota, Phaeophyceae, Ectocarpales, Ectocarpaceae.